Messenger RNA from Macrobrachium nipponense, 2963 nucleotides. Its product is annotated as branched-chain alpha-ketoacid dehydrogenase kinase-like. The record is from RefSeq and is a predicted model, not a curated record. Lineage: Eukaryota; Metazoa; Arthropoda; Malacostraca; Decapoda; Palaemonidae. Gene Ontology annotation, cellular component: mitochondrion. Gene Ontology annotation, molecular function: pyruvate dehydrogenase (acetyl-transferring) kinase activity. The transcript has 8 exons. Gene Ontology annotation, biological process: regulation of glucose metabolic process; protein phosphorylation. Bases 1 to 1128 code for a protein of 375 amino acids.
AUGGGUUCGCCAGAGGUAGCCGGGCCAGAGGUGCCUUCCACCAAAGAGGAGCCGGAAGGGCCGCCAACAGGGGCAGAGGUUUCCGAGGAGCACGCGGAGGCCACCCAUCGGCAAACCAGUAGUGAGAGUCCCAAGAGGAGUGCACAGUAUCUCCAGAAGGAAUUACCUGUCAGGAUUGCCAAAAGAAUUGUUGGUUUUCGCUCAUUGCCCUUUAUUGUUGGAUGUAAUCCAAUCAUCCUUGGAGUGCAUGAAUUGUACAUCAGAGCAUUUAACAUACUGAAUGGUUAUGCACCUAUUGUUACUCUGGAAGAUGAGCAAGCUUACAGCAGACGUUUAAACCAGUUGCUUGAUGAUCAUAAGGAUGUUGUGACAAAUUUGGCUGCAGGUUUUCGAGAAUGUCGACGACACAUCCAAAAUGAGGAGCAAGUUGCCCAAUUUUUGGAUAAAACACUGACAUCUCGCUUGGGUAUUCGUAUGUUGGCUCAGCACCACCUUUCAUUGCGAGAAAACAAGACAAAUUAUGUUGGGAUCAUCAAUGUUGCAAUGAAGUUGAAGGAGGUGAUUGAAAGAAGUUGUCAGUUUGUACAUCGUGUUGCUCAUCAUAAGUAUGGGAAGGUUCCAGAGUUGAAACUGUCAGGCCAUGUAAAUGCUGUUUUUCCAUAUAUUGAAUUACCCUUGGAUUACAUCUUGCCUGAGAUUUUGAAGAAUGCUGUGCGUGCAACCAUUGAAAGCCACACCUUAGAGGGUGAUGUAUCACCACUUCCUCCCAUCCAUAUAACUAUUGCCUCCAAUGAAAUUGAUUUCAUUAUAAGGAUAAGUGAUCGUGGCGGUGGAAUUCCUCAUCAUCUGGUUGGCCGUGUCUUGGACUACAAUUUUACAACUGCCAAUGAUGCAAAUGUUCAGAGUAGUGAAGAAAGUCAAGGUGUAUUUUCUAAUAUGAUAGAAGCAGUGAAUCCCAAUCCAGCUGGUGGACCUAUGCACGGAUUUGGAUUUGGGCUGCCUACAUCACGAGCUUAUGCAAACUUCAUGGGAGGCAGUUUGGAGAUUCAGGCUAUGCAAGGUAUAGGAACUGAUGUGUAUCUCCGAUUGAGACAUAUCAAUUCUCCAGAAGCAUCAUUUAGGAUAUAAUUUACUUAUAGUAUUUCCCAUGUGCACAAAAUCAUAGCACAAAGGUGAAUUCAUUAUAAUAGCAGUAUGGGUACUCAUUUUCAGAAAUUAAUUAAAGCACACUUGUAUGAAAGAUGCUAAAGGUUUGCAAUUCUGAAUGUAGACAGGUAUAUUCUUUGUGUUGUCAGAGUGCAUAUCCAGUAUUAUUGAAAUUCCCAAAGUGUCAAGAAGAUGAGAGCAUUUUAUUUGAAUAGCGCUCCGUAAAUCACAUUUAUGGAUUUAAUUUUUUACCAUUAUUGUGUUCAUAUGAGUUCCAAACACCUUUUUUGUCUAAGUGUGAAGAUAUUUAAAGGGCAUCCAUAGUCAGGUGUGUUAGCAUAAUAGCUCAGUGUUUUUAAGGGUUUUGAUUUUCUGUAAUAUUUGAAGUUUAUUAUGAAAGAUGUACGUACUGUAAUAUUUGAAAUUUAUCUUGAAAGUUUGGGUACAUUGCAAUGUAAAUAAUCUGUAUUUCUGUAUGCUGCUUGGACACUAGCAGUAUAACUUCAUAUAUUGCUAAGAUUUCAGUGGAUGUCUUGUGUGCGAUAAGAAAUUUACAUAUUUCCACUCAAAUUUUGUCUAGGACUGCAGUUUUAAAACUGAAUUCAAAUUCCACCUGAGAUAGAUAAAAAAAGGAAUGCUAGAAAUACUUUUGAAUUGAAGGUUGAUCGAUUUUAUAUGUACUUAUAUAUGUAAUGUAAUAUAGAAGGUAGAAGGUAAUGAGAGGGUAAAUUUGGGAUAUAUGUAAGGGGUGUUAUUGAAUAAUUUGCUGUUUGUCAAGUGCAAUAGCUCUUUCUGCUUGUGAGUGAUGGUCAUUAAGAGAGCAUGUGAAUGUUGAUGUUACAAGUAACACUGAUAGAGUUUAGCCAUACUAGAACCAUAUUACAACAGAAAGAUAAUUUCAUAAUGUGAUCAACUGGAAAAUAAUUUACUAAUUAGAUAAAAUGAUAUGUAGAGCUUUAUUUUGAGUGAUGACCAUAUAAGGAGGCCUUGCAAUUAUUGAAGCAGGUGGGUUACAAGUUCCAUUAAGGGAGAGUUAAAUGCCCCUAGAACUAGAUUACAACUGGAAAAUUCUAUCUUCAGUCUGAAUUGUAUUUAAAAUAAGACUUUUUAAACCUGAAUUGUGAAUGUGAGCUUUAAAAGGAACACUGCACCAUUAUUUUUUUGUAAUGAUAGUUUGAGUAGAUUCCUAGUUUAAGUGGUGAGUGAGAAUAUUCUUUAAAAAUUGUGUAUGUUAGCUGGUGCACUUUCUGUUAUUUUGUGUAAACUAUGUACUUAUUAUUAGGUAUGUCAGCUGAUAAUCUGCUGUAAUGUUGACACUUGUGUUAUUGAAGAUUUGUUCUGAUGAGUCCAGAAAGUUGAGUGAGUUUGCUGUCAAUGUUACAGCAUGUAGUGCCAAGUUUCUAUGUCAGAUAUGUAAAUACUGUAUGAGGAAGAUAUAAGUAUUUUAGUUAAAUUAUUUAACAGUUGUUUUAAGCCUUAUGGCAGUCAAACUUUUGAGUUAUUGUACAAUAUAAGUUUCUUUUAAUCAUGAUUCCAAGAAUAUUUUGUCGAGUGUUAACUAGUGUAUGCAGUUGAAUUUCUAAAUUAUAAAACUUUGUUCAUACAAUCCAGUGAUCAUACAAUGUCCACAUUUUCAGGCAUUCUUUUGUUUCCCAAACAUAAGAACUAUUAUUCAUGCAUGAGCCAUGCAGACUUAUCAGAAGGAACCAGCCAUCCUUUGUCAUUUUUCCUUGGUGAGAAUCUAAAACUGUGAGAACAGGGUGUUAAGUUAUUUUAUAAUGUAAAACGACAUUUCUGUAGUUUAUAAAAUAUGAGUU